GAAGUUUGACUCAAAUCAACUCAAUUUUCAUCUGCAUUAAACGACUAAUUUCAUAAUCAAUUUUGUAUUCCACAAAUAUGAGAUAUACAUAUUCCCAACCCGAUCCGAUUCUGACACUCUACUGCUAAUUGCCUCCUUCCCCAGAUGCCGUCAGCCAUCUUCAGAACUGUCGCUGUCAUCGGAGCUGGUCCCGCUGGACUCAUCGCCGCCCUUGAACUCGGGCGAGAAGGCCAUCGCGUCGUUGUCUACGAGCGGGAAGACAAUCUAGGCGGCACCUGGCUUUACUCGCCCCAAACAGAGACUGACCCCUUAGGACUCGACCCGACCCGAGUCGUGGUCCACUCUAGCGUCUACGCUUCGCUCCGCACCAACCUUCCCCGCGAGCUGAUGGGCUUCCGGGUCUACCCAUUUGUGCCCACCGAGAAGCCCGGGCGCGACCCGAGGAGGUUCCCUGGCCACGGGGAAGUGUUGGAGUAUUUGAGGGAUUUCGCGGAGGAGUUUGGAUUGGAGGAGAUGAUCAGGUAUGGGAGGGAGGUCUGGGAUGUUGGGAUGGCGGCGGAUGAUCGGCGGUGGGUGGUCAAGUCAAGGAGGAGAGACUGCGGAGAUGGGGAUGGGGAUAAUGAGGUGUAUGAUGCGGUGGUGGUCUGUAGCAGCCACUUUUCUGAGCCCCGGGUUGCGGAUGUACCCGGCAUUGAUGAGUGGCCAGGGAAACAAAUGCACAGUCACAACUACCGUGUUCCUGAUCCCUUUCGUGAUCAAGUUGUGGUGCUGAUUGGGAGUGCUGCAAGUGCUGAGGAUAUCUCAAGAGAUAUUGCCAGAGUUGCAAAAGAAGUCCAUGUUGCAUCAAGAUCAGCACCAGUUGACAAAAUUGGAAAAUUUUCAGGGCAUGAUAACAUUUGGCUACAUUCAGUGAUCAAAAGUGUUCACAGAGAUGGCACUGUGGCUUUUCAUGAUGGAGAUCAAACUAUUGCUGAUGCCAUCCUUCACUGCACGGGUUAUAAAUAUUUUUUCCCAUUUCUUGAGAAGAACAAUGCUGUGAAUGUGGAGGACAAUAGAGUUGGCCCGCUUUAUCAGCAUGUUUUUCCUCCGACAUUGGCCCCUUGGCUUUCCUUUGUUGGCUUACCAUGGAAGGUUGCGCCUUUUCCUCAAUUUGAACUCCAGACCAAAUGGAUAGCUGGAGUUUUAUCAGGACGGAUCACACUGGAAUCGACUGAGGAAAUGACAGCAGAUAUUGAAGCAUUUUACUCGUCUCUGGAAGCUGCUGGCAUUCCUAAGCGAUAUACUCAUCGAAUGGAAGACUCUCAGUAUGAGUACGAUGAUUGGUUGGCUGCAAAGAGCGGCUCUCCUCCCAUUGAAGAAUGGAGAAAGGAAAUGUAUGUGGUGACCGGAAGGAGGAGAAUGAACAUGCCAGACACGUACCGUGAUGAGUGGGAAGAUGAAGAUUUACUAUCAUUGGCUUAUCAAGAAUUCAAUCUAUUGAAGCUCUCUGUGUGAUCAAUUCUUCCAAAUUUCAUCCAAGGGAUUUGUCGGAAUGUAAACGAUGCAGGUAAACUGCAGUUGUUCUCAAAAUUUCCAGUUGAGUUGAUGUUGUUGUAACGAGUGAUUGAGCUUAUAUCUUCCAGGAGAUGUAUUUUUAAUCGACUACGAAACAGAUAAUGUGAGUGAUAUAAAUAUUAAUGGACUAAAUAUUGCAAUGCA
This is a messenger RNA of Salvia splendens (bonfire salvia), 1698 nucleotides long. Its product is annotated as flavin-containing monooxygenase FMO GS-OX-like 3. The transcript has 7 exons. The record is from RefSeq and is a predicted model, not a curated record. Lineage: Eukaryota; Viridiplantae; Streptophyta; Magnoliopsida; Lamiales; Lamiaceae. Bases 145 to 1494 code for a protein of 449 amino acids. Gene Ontology annotation, molecular function: N,N-dimethylaniline monooxygenase activity; NADP binding; flavin adenine dinucleotide binding.